Messenger RNA from Peniophora sp. CBMAI 1063, 2004 nucleotides. The record is from the annotation of a GenBank genome assembly. Lineage: Eukaryota; Fungi; Basidiomycota; Agaricomycetes; Russulales; Peniophoraceae.
AUGGACGUUUCGGACAUUCUCGCGGCACAAGCUGAGAGGCAAAAAGCCAUCACUGUCGAGAAAGAAAUUCCUCUUGAGGUCGAUGUUGGCUACUUGACUGUGACCGACUUGAAUCCCAUCGAUAAGGAAAGCUACACCGAGAACCUGGAGGAAUGUUUGCAAUCUACCGCCCGGGACGGCAUUCAAGUCCUCCUCGCCUCUCUCUUCUCCCUCCCCACAACAUCCUCCGAAGACGGACCUCUCGCCGUACUCCCACCACCAACAACCCUUCUGCCGCGCUCUAAGCCGCUUCCUAAACCCAAACCGCCAACAAAAUGGGAGAAAUUCGCACGCGCGAAGGGUAUCCAGAAGACUGUCAAAGACAAGAAGGUGUGGGACGAGGAAAAGCAGGAGUGGGUUAAUAGGUGGGGAUGGAAGGGCAAAAAUAAGGAGGCGGAGACGCAGUGGGCUACGCCUGUAUCCGCCAAUGCGGACGUCGACUUCGAUCCGGCGAAAAAGGCGAGGGAUGAGAGGAAGGCUCGUGUCGCAAAGAACGAGAAGCAGCAUUCUGCCAAUCUUGCGAGAGCGCAGGGGACGGCUGGGUCUGGAGCUGCUCCAGCGCCGGAUCGGGAGGCGAGGAAGAGCGAUAUUUCCAGGACACUCGCUACGACGAGGUUUAGUACGGCGAGCAUGGGCAAAUUUGAUAAGAAGCUUGAUGGUGACAAGCCGUUGCGUGGCGUCAAGCGGAAGUUCGACCCAGCAGAAGCGUCCGCAGAGGCAGAAAAGAAGAGCAAUCUCGCGCUUCUCGCAAAACUCGGCAAUGCGCCGACAAAACGAGCGAAGGGAGAGGGCAACGACGCCGCUAUCAAUGUCAGGAAAGCGGGACUCACGCUCCUUGCCUCAAACCAUCACGACCCUCUCCAGCAUAACCUCGUCUCUUUGACUAGAAGACGUUUUUAUUUGCGAGACUCGACUAGCCCAGUCAAGCACACGAGCGCCUCUGAGCUCCCCGAAACUCCAUGUCCACCCAACCUUUCCCCCUCGCGGCGCCAAGGGCCCCCGAGCAACCUCACUAUGGUCCCGACCUUGCGGUCCGGCUCAUCUGCCCAGACUGCCGGGACCCCAACCCAAAUAUCGUGGAAGAAUUCGGUAGCGGAGAUCUCCGAAUGGCGUACGUUCGCCAAUGACGAAGGAGAUGAUCCGUCUCGUGUCGGUGCGGCGUCGGACCCGCUCCUCGACGGCAUGGAACAGCUCGACACAGUCAUCUCUUUCAAAGAUGGUGGCUCUGGUAUUGCACGCGAGCUCCAGCGCGCCGCCUCGCGCGGCCAGAGCUCGCGCUCCGAACGCAACAUCAUCUCCGCCUUCCGCGAUAUCUCGACCAUGUGCGACCAAUUCUCCCUACCCAAGACCAUCUCCGACAUCGCGAAACAAAUGUACAAGCGCGCGGACGACGAGAAGUUGCUUCGUGGAAAACCGCUCGAGGCGGUUAUCGCUGCUUGCAUAUUUAUCGCAUGCCGCCAGGCGCAUGUACCGCGCACGUUCCGCGAAAUUUGCCAGUUGACGCACGUAUCGAAGAAGGUGCUCGGACAGUGCUACAAGGCGCUCGAGGCAACGUUCAGCUUGCAACCUGGCGCGUCCGCUCAAGCGCAGAACGGACGACCUGGAGCGGCAAGGCAAUCUGGACCGGAGGAUUUGCUCGUGCGGUACUGCAGCCACCUGGCUCUCCCGCCCUAUGUGGAAGGGUACUGCCGCGACGUCAUUGUUGCCGCACGCGAACACGGCGUUGCGGACGGUCGUUCACCCGUCUCGAUCGCCGGCGGCGCAAUAUUCUUCACCUGCCAACUCCUCGGCGUGAACAAGUCGAUGCGUGACAUCAUGGAUAUCGCCGGAGUGUCGGAGGGCACGAUUCGCCUGGUAUAUAAGUUAUACUUUGCGGACAGGGAGAAGCUGGUCAAGAAGGAGUGGUUGGAGAACGGCAGGGCGAAGAUGGAGAGGUUGCAGCUUGAGCCUGGGGCGGGACGGUGA